Messenger RNA from Botrytis deweyae, 201 nucleotides. RefSeq lists its product as uncharacterized. The record is from RefSeq and is a predicted model, not a curated record. The coding region runs from base 1 to 201 and encodes 66 amino acids. The transcript has a single exon. NCBI's taxonomy places the organism in Eukaryota, Fungi, Ascomycota, Leotiomycetes, Helotiales, Sclerotiniaceae.
AUGAAAUUUUACAGUUAUCAUCUUGUAAAUUACAUUUAUUCACUGGAGAACGAAGAUGAAGAGGAGAAUCAGGAUGAUGACGACGAAGAUGUGGAUGAGGAUGAUCCUGGAUUUGGUUUUGGAGAUUUUGAAGAACUGACCAAUCGUGUCAGAAAUGCUCGCGGAGGUUGGGUCAUGAUCCAAUGUUCAUAUCGUCUGUAA